CGCAAUCCACUUUGGUUAUGGACAUGCCUUUCGCAAUCCACCGGUACCAGCGAAAGAGGAUUUUGACCAUCUCAAUAAUAUUCAUCAGUCUACAUCACUAAGUAUCACAGUGGAGAUGAAGGGUGCAUGAACACGAAGAACAUUUGGCUGACUUCAAAGUUGAAUUGUAUUUCUGUUUUCAACAAAACUUUUGCAAAACAUCAACAAGAAUAUAUUUUUUUCGAAUAUUGAUGGUUUUGGCAACCGAUUUGGCUUAGUAUAUAUACUACGUGUGUUGAACUUGAAAUUAUAUUCGUAAAUUUUGAGAGGACCGCUUUCUUAGAUGAACGUUAUUAAUGAUAUCAUCAUCAUUAGCAUCAUCAUUUGAAACCGUUAAAUGACUUAAGGCAGAUCUGUUGUGCAUCUUUCAUUCUUCAACGAACACUAUUUUCAAUGCAUCCAAUGGUGUGAAGUAAUCAGUUUACCAGAAGGAUAACAAAACGAUUUCCCACGAUAUACAAAUGGACAAGAAUACAUGAAAUCUAUAUCAACGAUGGAUACCACUUUGCCAACGACACAAUCGGUAGGUCUGAAUGAUCAAGCUGACUAUAAUGACUCUUAUUCUUUUUCUGGACUAAUGUACGAUUACAGCACAUUCGACCCCGAUGGAAGCUUCUGUCAUUCUAAAGGGCCGAAAUUCGCGCGGGAUGCCACACUCCUGGGCAUUUUCUUCCUGGUUGGUUUCCUAGGAAACUGUUGUCUGAUGAUGGUGAUCUUGAGCAACCCGCGCUUACGAACAUCAGCCAAUAUACUUCUGACGAACCUUGCAAUGGGUGAUUUGCUUUACGUGAUGGUAUCUGGACCUUUCUUUCUGGAACAUGAACUACAUUCAUGUUGGCAGUAUGGACUAGCCGGAUGUAAACUGGUCAACUUCACCCAAGUAAUGGUGCAAGGAGUUUGCGUCUACACCCUUACUGCUCUUAGUAUUGAACGUUACUCGGUAUUGGUCCGAGGUGGGACCAUCAGACACGGCGGUCGUAUGCGAAGAGGGAUUCUCUCUGCCGUCACCGUUUGGUUCAUUGCAGCAGUCGUGGCGUCACCGAUCUUGGUCUACGCCUACGUAUCUGGUGAUGGUUCACCAGUAUGUCAUUACAUACAGAACUUCACCCGAACGGCAAAGGUUUAUGAGGUCGCCAGAGCAAUGGUUAUGUACCUCUUACCGUUGGUUAUCAUCACCUUCCUCUACACAGUUAUUGCACAAACUCUCUUGAAAAGUGCAGGAGCGUUUGCCGGUGAAACCCAACCAGGAGCCAGACACUUCUCGGCGCGAAGACGACUAGCACUCACUGUCCUCAUCCUAGCAUUGUUCUUCGGUAUUUUUUGGCUCCCGUACUACAUCUUCAUCGUUUGGUUCCAGCUUGAUCACUCUUCGCUCGUCCACAUGACCGGUGUUGCUGAAUUUCGGAAUAUCUACUACUUUUCGGCUCUGGCUAACUCUUGCCUCAAUCCGAUUAUUAUAUUUUCGAUGAGCACGAGUCACAGGAAGGCUUUGUUGACAUGUGUGAGGUGCAGGAAAGCAGAGGACACGACAACUACUGUGGCCCACACGCGGUCCUUGGCCAAUGGAAUUCCUGGAGAGAAAGUCAAGCAGCCUAUCGAUAGCAGAUCGGGUUCCAGAAAUACCAGGUGUACAGAACUAUAGCUUCAAACACAGAUAAGUUUAUCAAAAAAAGAGAGCAGGACAUUAUACAUUUAAAGUAUCAUUUACUUAUAUUUCAAAAUUAAUUUCAUUCAAAUGUGUACAAUUUUCGUUUUCAUUAAUGCGUUCAUGUUAUUCGUAUUGAAUAUCUGUCUGUUAUUUUUCUGUCAUCAUCAAUAGCUUUAACAUUAUUUUGGAUAUGAGCACAAAAUACAUUUUCUUUUCUUCGAGCUGAUAAGAAUUUACCUUUAAGAAAGAACUCGAGUCAAAUUAGAAGAGCAGCAUUCCUAUUAGUUCAGUGACAUAACUAUAAAUUUCAUUCGUGAAUUAGAAAUAAGUCUAAAUUUACUAUUUCUGAAUUAUCUUCCUAAAGCGCGAAUGUUUUUGUCCAAGAUUUCUAUUAACAUUUUUUAUUAUGAAUAUUCUGUUGAGAUCUAGAAGUUCAAAUGAAUAUAAUCAUCAAUGCAUUUGCAGACAAAUCGUUUUAUUAACGCGUCAUCAUCGUCUACUUCAACUUCUUUUUUAUUUUAUCCAUUCUCAUUAAAGUGUAUAUACCCUGAAUUUUUGAGGUAAUAACAGAUGCCAAGUAUCAACAGUAAGUGAAAUUUCAUUCAGUCAGUUAUAUGAACAUUUUUGCUUAAUAUAAUUUGCAGGUCUACUCUUUGCCAUUGGUUUUCCACUUAAACGAAAGAUGUUAUUGAUUUUAUUGUUUCAAGCUGACCGUAUUUCUCGUUUACCAGGUGCUAUCUGCGAAAAUUGAACACUGAUUAUUAUAGAGGAUUUCUAAUGUUACUUCACAAUGAUUCCACCCAAUUGAGGAUUGAAAAUUUACAAUCACAUUGAUUACUAUUAUAUCAAACUUUCAACAGCAAUGUUAAUUUUUUUAAUAUAUCUAUUGUUUAAUAGUUGAACAUCUCUGUUCGAAUAGAAAAUUUAACAAAAUUUUGAAUGUCCUCGUGUAUCAAUCAGUUUUCGAGGGAUCAUGACGCAGAUUGCGUUUUCGAAACCACCUUUAUAGGUUGGAAGUUAACUCCGUUUCCACGGAACAAGAUAACAGAAUCACUUCCCCUAAAAUCUGAUGGAAAAUAUCGUUUUAAUUUGAAUAAAAAAGUAGACUAAGUGCUAAUUGGUAUAGCUCUUUUUGCAGCAUUUUUUAAAAAUCAAAUGAUUCAGAAUAAUCGUACGUCUGAAUGCAUAGACAGUCUAUACUAAAUCAUCAAAUGAACAAUAUCUUGUUGAAUGUAAAGAAAUUUUACAUUGUGAAAUGUGUAAAUCGUGUUUUAAAUAUUCUCUUUCAUUCGGAAAUUGUUUGCAUUAUGAAAUAUUAUUGUUAAUAUUUUAUAUUAAAGGGGAAACGUGCUACAUUAACAUAACCGAUAUUUUGGAAUACAAUUUUGAAUGAAGAAGU
Lytechinus variegatus (green sea urchin) is the source of this 3086-nucleotide messenger RNA. Its product is annotated as phe13-bombesin receptor-like. The record is from RefSeq and is a predicted model, not a curated record. Bases 515 to 1681 code for a protein of 388 amino acids. Gene Ontology annotation, biological process: G protein-coupled receptor signaling pathway. NCBI's taxonomy places the organism in Eukaryota, Metazoa, Echinodermata, Echinoidea, Temnopleuroida, Toxopneustidae. The transcript has a single exon. Gene Ontology annotation, cellular component: membrane. Gene Ontology annotation, molecular function: G protein-coupled receptor activity.